GAGUAACUAAAUUUAGAACAUUAAGAUUUUUUGCCAUCACCAACUGGCAUUUCAAGAGACAUUGGACGUGGGGUGAAGCUUGGACCAAGAAUGACGCCGAAGCUACUCGAAAUAUCGCAAAGGCAGCUACACCAAUAAAAUCUCAUGCCAAAGUAGUCAUUCGGCUUGCAGCCUUACUGGCAUCUCGAGUAAACUUUCGCCUAUAGACGAGCGGUCUCGGACGCGUCGAACAUGUCUUCAGUCGGUGUCAUCAUCUCAGGUCGGCCUGUCGUAACCGAGCCGUCCUCCGUGAUAUCGCCUACCCAGUUCGCCUUCCAGAUUCCUUCGCAACCGUCAUUCUCCCACAUUGUCGUCUUCCUGCUCCCAGGCGUCACACUACCAGAUGGCACCGCCGCCGCCGUAUACGCGCAAUUACCCGGCACGACCGACUUCAAGCUUCUCGGCGCGAUCGCAAACGAGAAGCCCAGCGCGAUAUUCAAAGUGAACGCGAAAGCUGGUGGGCCCGCGGGUGGUGGUCUAGGCGACAGCGACGAUGCCAUGGUGGACGAGGGUGUUUCAGUGGACGCGUCAAACGGCAGCACCGCACCGCUAGCUCUUGGGAUCGCCGUCGAGCCCGCGCAACAAGUCGCCGCAGCUUUGGCGGAGAAGAAGGCACAGGAUGCCGCGGCGUCAGCAACACCGAACAUGGGCCAGGGCAACGAGCUGGUGCUUAGAGGGCAGAGGAGCGUAGAGACAAAGGUGCUGGCGCAGAGGAUUAUCAAGAACUGCUACGACUUCUUGACGAGCUGGGGUACAGGAGAUACCGUGCCGCUGAAGGCAUUCCAGGCGUGGUGGACCAAGUUUGAGGGCAAGAUUGAGAGGGAUCCAGGGUUCCUGGAGAGGAGCGAUGGAGGUUGAGAUUGAGCACGGCAUGGAUUAUAAGACU
Alternaria alternata is the source of this 925-nucleotide messenger RNA. RefSeq lists its product as hypothetical. The transcript has a single exon. Gene Ontology annotation, cellular component: cytosol; nucleus. Gene Ontology annotation, molecular function: nuclear import signal receptor activity. Lineage: Eukaryota; Fungi; Ascomycota; Dothideomycetes; Pleosporales; Pleosporaceae. Gene Ontology annotation, biological process: protein import into nucleus. The coding region runs from base 232 to 897 and encodes 221 amino acids. The record is from RefSeq and is a predicted model, not a curated record.